AUGGCAGAGGAGGCGGAGGCGAAAGAGCCGCGGGCCGGCUGCUGGCUGCCCGUGCUGGUGGAGCAGGUGGUGGACGGCACCCUGGUGGUCACCUUGAACUGCGGGGAGCGGCGCUUCACCGGGAUCCUGCUGGAUUGCACUAAAAAGUCUGGAUUGUUUUGUGUUCCGCCAGCUUCACUACCAAAGACCGAUGACCCUCCGAAACCUUGCACUAAUGGGACGUCUGAAGAUGGAGAGCCUAAAAAGCCGGAAACUGAACUGUGGUCUUCAGAUGAAAAACUUUCCCAGGCCAAUAAUGAGGAACAUGUUCCCCCCCUCUUACCCCCACCACCAUCAGACAAUGUUCCUGCUUACCCACCCUAUUUUGAGGGAGCCCCUUUCCCCCCUCCGUUAUGGUUGAGGCACACAUAUAAUCAGUGGGUACCGCAGCCACCCCCAAGAACUAUAAAAAGGACAAAGAGACGCUUGUCCCGAAAUAGAGACCCAGGAAGGCUCAUCAUGAGCACCAUCAGGUUGAGACCAAGACGAGUGCUUUGUGAAAAGUGUAAGAACACCCUAAAUCCAGAGGAGGGUAAUAAAGCAAGGCAAAACGCUAAAACCAGAAGGAAGCUCAACAUUCAGGAUAAGGAGCAAAAAAGACACAGUGAGUCUGAGUAUGUAGAGAAAAGGAACAAACGAGAAAAGCGAGAAGAAGAGAAGUUCUCUAGAGAGCUGCUGCAUCGGACUCCCGUUAUCAAAAUAUCUUACAGCACCCCACAAGGGAAAGGGGAAGUGGUGAAAAUUCCCUCUCGAGUUCAUGGCUCAGGGAAGCCAUUUUGUCCUCAGAGACUACUACAGAAUGGAGGGGAGGACCAAGAGGAGGACCGAGGCACAGAGCAGUAUCGGGAACCGAAAUGUUUUGUGGACAAGUCAUCAAGUGGCCAUCUUGCUUCCAUUCCAAAGCUGAAGUUAACCAGGCCUGUGCAUUCCAGCACAGAUGUGCCACCUCCCAAAAUCAGGCUGAAGCCCCAUCGAACGAACGAGGGGAAUAACGUUUCGAUAUAUAAAGCUGAACUUAUUGAUGAGAUGAAUGUCCCUCCCAGUAGCAGAGGGUCUCAUGCUGCUGCUGAUGCUUUUUAUACUGAUGAGUCGGCUGACAGAAGUCUAGCGGAAAUUUCUUCAGGCAGCUCCUGUGAAGAAGAGGACUUCAAAAGGUUUCACCAAGGUAAAGAUGGACACAAUAACUUGGCUUUUCUUAUGAAUUAUCGUAAAAGGAAAGCAGAUUCCUCUAGCUUAUCGGUGUGCAGCAAUGACAGCCUAGAUGAAUCCAAAUCUUCCAGCUCAGAAGUAACAUCCCCAGAAAUGUGUGACUUUUUACCUGGCGAUGAUGCAUCUGUUUCUUCAUCUUCAAAAGAGGAGCGCAAAAUUGUGCCCCCAUUAACAGUUCGACUGCACACGCACAGUGUCUCCAAAUGCGUCACUGAAGAUGGAAGAACUAUAUCGGUGGGGGACGUCGUUUGGGGUAAAAUUCACGGCUUCCCGUGGUGGCCGGCCCGUGUUCUUGACAUAAAUCUUAGCCAGAAGGAAAAUGGAGACCCUUCUUGGCAGGAAGCGAAAGUUUCAUGGUUUGGUUCUCCAACGACAUCUUUCUUGUCUCUGUCAAAACUCUCCCCUUUCUCUGAGUAUUUCAAACUGCGAUUUAAUCGUAAAAAGAAAGGGAUGUAUCGGAAAGCUAUUACAGAAGCUGCCAAGGCCGUGGAGCAUCUGACCCCAGAAAUAAGAGAUAUCUUAACACAGUUUGAAACAUAAUUUUGGCUUCAUUAACAGGUAACAGAAGAGCGCAGCUGUCCUAGAGUUUCAUGGAGUCUGUAAACAUCCUGACACGCGCCCCAGGAGAUUUCUGACGGCUUCGCUGCAUACGUGGCAGGAUGAGCUUUCAGACUGG
Molecule: messenger RNA, 1924 nt
Organism: Euleptes europaea (tarantolino)
Lineage: Eukaryota; Metazoa; Chordata; Lepidosauria; Squamata; Sphaerodactylidae
Gene: PWWP2B
Product: PWWP domain containing 2B
Exons: 3
Coding region: 1-1788 (595 amino acids)
Cellular component (GO): nucleoplasm; nucleus
Source: RefSeq, a predicted model, not a curated record